GCGUUCCGUUCCUCCGCACCCUGCCCGGGCUGGAGUUGGGGAAUUUGGGAAGCCAUCUGUCCGCUGGAACAGACCAGAUAACAGCCGCUCGGCUCAACUUUCCCCGAUUCCCGGUUGUACUGAAACGCGAAGGGACAGUUUUCCUGUGUUUUCGAUGCAUGGGAGUGCCCUGGGAGCAGCGAAGGGUGAAGACAGUGCUGGAGGUCCUGACUGUGCGGCAGGAUGAGUGAGGCAGAAGGCCAGUUCUACAGCGUUCAGGUGGGCGACUCCACCUUCACAGUGCUCAAACGCUACCAGCAGCUCCGCGCCAUUGGCUCCGGUGCCCAGGGCAUUGUCUGCUCUGCUCUAGAUUCAGUCCUAGGUAUACCAGUGGCAGUGAAAAAGCUGUGUCGGCCCUUCCAGAAUCAGACCCAUGCCAAGCGUGCCUACAGGGAGCUGGUGCUGCUCAAAUGUGUCAACCACAAAAAUAUCAUCCGUCUGAUCAAUGUCUUCACGCCUCAGAAGUCCUUGGAGGAAUUCCAAGACCUGUAUCUGGUGAUGGAGCUGAUGGAUGCCAGCCUAUGCCAGGUGAUCCACAUGGACCUGGACCAUGAGAGGAUGUCCUACCUGCUUUAUCAGAUCCUCUGUGGCAUCAGGCACCUGCACUCCGCUGGCAUCAUCCACAGGGACCUAAAGCCAAGUAACAUUGUGGUGAAGUCAGACUGCACUCUGAAAAUCUUGGACUUUGGCCUGGCCAGGACAGCCUGCACUAACUUCAUGAUGACGCCCUAUGUGGUGACCAGAUAUUACCGGGCCCCAGAGGUCAUCCUUGGCAUGAAGUACAAAGAGAAUGUUGACAUCUGGUCAGUGGGGUGCAUCAUGGGAGAGAUGGUGAAGGGCAGCGUCAUCUUCCAGGGUACCGACCACAUUGACCAGUGGAAUAAAGUGAUUGAGGUGCUUGGCACGCCCAGCCUGGAGUUUAUGAACCGCUUGAUGGAGACUGUGAGGAACUACGUGAUGAACAAGCCACAGUAUCCUGGGGUCAACUUUGCUGAGCUCUUCCCUGACUGGGCUUUCCCUUCUGACUCAGAACAUGACAAACUCAAGACGGGUCAAGCUCGGGAUCUGUUGUCCAAAAUGUUGGUGAUCGACCCAGAAUGCCGCAUCUCCGUGGAGGAAGCCCUCAAUCACCCCUACAUACACGUGUGGUACGACCCUGCAGAGGCUGAUGCGCCUCCGCCUCAGAUCUCAGAUAAGCAGCUGGAGGAAAGAGAGCACAGCAUUGAGCAAUGGAAAGAGCUUAUUUAUGAGGAGGUUAUGGACUGGGAGGAGAGGAACAAGAAUGGAGUGAUGAAAGAUGAUUGCUCAGAUGUGGUGUCCGGUUCAGCCUCCCAGUCUUCGUCAGCCAAUGAUAUCUCGUCCAUGUCCACGGAGCAGACCUUGGCCUCAGACACCGACAGCAGCAGCAUCGACACGAUCACAGGACCGCUGGACGAGAGCCAGUGAACACGGACCGCAUUGUGUUUCUGCAUGUCUGUCUGUCUGCCUCAUUAUUUACCACCCUUCCUCCCGUAAACAAAAUCCAGAUAUCAGUCAAUCAAUCAAUCAGUCCCCCACCCACAAAUCAUAACCUCCUUUUAAUGUUUUUCUUUUCUCCUGCCAACCUUGAUGGAUAGAUCUAUUUUUUUAUUUUGUUUGCGUGUGUGAUCUGAUGGGUCUUCAACUUCAUCUAGAAACUUUAUUUCAGAACACUGCCUAGUGGUCAAAGUUGUAUGCUCUCUGCUGGGUCAAAGGUUUAUCAUUCUCUGUCACCUCUUUGUGGAUAUUUUCAAACUUGAUUAAGUACACUUGUAAUGUUUGCCUCCAUGUUGAUUUUCGAAUGACCAUAAGUCGGUAGGGAAUUGUUGAUUGCUUCUAUGCCUGUGUUUUAAAGACUCUGUUAUAUUUUUCAGUGAAUAUUAAGUAUAGACUUUAAGACGAGGCUAUCGUCAACAGAUUCGUGCAGAGAUGCACUGAACGCAGACCACAGCAGUCCAUCUGUCAGUUGCUCCCCUGCAUGUUACUGCAAAAUGAACAAAAGCUUACAACCAGUCAAUUGAAUCAACCACCCUGUGUUCAGAAGAUGAUCAAAUGCUAAUCCGAGGUUGAGGCAGUCUCUUAGCUAGCUAGCAGUAUUGCGAAUUCCCCCCCAGGUGGUGCUUCCCCAUUGCAUUUUUUUAAUGAAUUGCCUUGAGUGAUUUGAAUUUGAGCUUUUACUCCUGACAGCUAGGGGGAGCUGUGGUUGCAGUGUUACAGUUUUAAUUUCCUGAUAUAAUGUACUGUAUGUAAAGGUGUCAUGAUCCCAUGCCCAUAGUGUAUGUACACAUUUUUCUUGAAAAUAGAUAAGUGUAUUUGUUUUAACAAAUUCAGUGCACCUAUGGAAAUAUGAUAACUUGCAAUCACCCCACAUGACAUAAGGUACUGACUAUCGAUGUGUAUAUCAAAAGAACAUCAUAAUCCUGUAAAUUUGGGAGAGGGGGAAAAAAUCUCCAUGUAAUUGUAUUUAUUUUUGUUUUCUUGCAAAGUGUUGCACACAAUUGAUGACAUUGGGGCCCAUGGAAAUUUAAGUUUCUUGUCAAAGCGUUUCAUUGACAACCCAAUGCAUGGGCUGCUACUAUUCUAAACCAUUCCAUUAGUACUGGAAGAAUAAAGAGAUAAUUCUUGAAUCACACAUUUAAAACACAUCUAAAGGCAGUAAAAUCCAAGUAAUGAUGUUUAACUUGCAUGUCGGCAUUUCUCGUCAUAAAGAGAACUCCGUUCAGGUCAAUUCUUUCACUUACAGUACCUUGGUCUUCUCAGUUGUGAAAGCCAAUUUGAGAGAUGCUGUACCUUUUUUUUUUUUUCUUGUAAGCCUGUUUGUUUGUGUAAUUAAGUGUACUUGUGCAGCACUCUCCCUCAUUUCCUUUUGAAGUUUCCUUUUUGAAGAAUGCAUUUGCCCCAUCUGAAGAGGCAAAGUGCCUGGAGGACAUUGUGCCCAGCAAUUCGAAAUUCUGAGUUGUCUUGGUGUAGUGUGGCUGUAGAGUCCUUAAGUGGAAACCUUGACCCUGCACUUAUUGAAAGGAAACAAAAGAUGGAACUUUCAAAACAGACUGAUGAGCUGCUUUUUUGCCGACUGAUUGCAGGGUGUUGUGGACAUGUAGAAAGAUGACACUAUCUAGUCAUAAUCAGGGCUUGAGUAUGAUGUUGUACACUAUGUUUUCUUUUUAACAAACCAUGACAACCUUAUUCAUCCAAUCAUGCCUUAAAUGACCAGAGGAGUGACUAACUCCCUCCCUGAAUUCUUUUGGAUAAGGACUGAGCAUUGCCAUGCUUAAGCCAUCUAGUAUGUUUACCAUGUUUGGGGGGAAAAAAAGCUUGUAUACACUGUACAUCUCACAGUUUAUGUUGUUGUUCAUUUUUCCCUCUAUUUUGUUACGCUAAGAUGUCCUAUGUGAUUGCAAUGACCACAAUACAACCACUUGGCAUCCAUCUAUUGCCCCUCCCCCAGAAAUAAA
Messenger RNA from Lampris incognitus (smalleye Pacific opah), 3512 nucleotides. It is a transcript of the gene mapk9, whose product is annotated as mitogen-activated protein kinase 9. Lineage: Eukaryota; Metazoa; Chordata; Actinopteri; Lampriformes; Lampridae. Gene Ontology annotation, cellular component: cytoplasm; nucleus. The record is from RefSeq and is a predicted model, not a curated record. Gene Ontology annotation, molecular function: JUN kinase activity; ATP binding. The transcript is spliced from 12 exons. Gene Ontology annotation, biological process: protein phosphorylation; JNK cascade. The coding region runs from base 223 to 1485 and encodes 420 amino acids.